Scophthalmus maximus (turbot) is the source of this 3753-nucleotide messenger RNA. RefSeq names its product protein mono-ADP-ribosyltransferase PARP6. Lineage: Eukaryota; Metazoa; Chordata; Actinopteri; Pleuronectiformes; Scophthalmidae. The record is from RefSeq and is a predicted model, not a curated record. The coding region runs from base 464 to 2377 and encodes 637 amino acids. Gene Ontology annotation, molecular function: kinase binding; NAD+ poly-ADP-ribosyltransferase activity; protein serine/threonine kinase activator activity. Gene Ontology annotation, cellular component: intracellular anatomical structure; nuclear envelope; membrane. The transcript is spliced from 23 exons. Gene Ontology annotation, biological process: endoplasmic reticulum unfolded protein response.
UCAGACCCUGCAGUGUUGUCAGGCAAAAUAUAACAGCAGCAGUAGGAGCCGAGAUCUGCAAUAGAUAAACACACACUCACACACACCAGCUGGAUUGCUCGCAGACACACAACCACGAGCACUGGGAGGCAGGCGCCAUAGAACUGGAGGAUUGUGCCUCUGGCUUCUUUAAUAUCUUAUUUUAAUGGGCGUAUUGUCAUCUAUCGUUUCAGUGGAAAACAGCCGCCGAGGGAGAGAGGCAGGUGUGCCCUUUAAGAGGGGGAGCAGCUGAGGCAAGGGCAGCAUCCGAGUCUCCAUCCUCUGUGGAGGUUGUGCGGUCCUAUAGAGUGCAAGAAAGAGAGGAGGUCGGUCAAAGCUGCCCGGUUUUCUGUUUCUCGUUCCUUCCACCCGGAACAGGCUGAAAUGGUUGGCAGCGUUCACAGGCCUAAACCUGUCUGAGUGAGCCCUAUGAACACAAGACCCAAUGGACAUCAAAGGCCAGUGUUGGACAGACGAGGAGUCGGACGGAGAGAAUGAGUCGGAGCAGUUCCUGUAUGGCAUUCAGGGGAGCUGUGCUGCUGACCUGUACCGUCACCCUCAACUGGACGCAGACAUCGAGGCAGUAAAAGACAUCUACACUGACAGUGCCGUCUCUGUCAGAGAGUAUGGAACCAUUGACGACGUGGACAUCGAUCUUCACAUUAACAUCGGUUUCUUAGAUGAGGAGGUUGCGACAGCUUGGAAAGUUAUCAGAACAGAGCCCAUUAUUCUGAGACUGCGCUUUUCUCUUUCUCAGUACCUCGAUGGACCUGAGCCAUCGGUUGAAGUGUUCCAGCCCUCCAAUAAAGAAGGCUUCAGCCUGGGCCUGCAGCUCAAAAAGAUCCUGAGCACGUUCACCUCGCAGCAGUGGAAGCACCUCAGUAAUGAGUUCCUCAAGGCCCAGCAGGAGAAGAGGCACAGCUGGUUCAAAGCCGGGGGGACCAUCAAGAAGUUCCGUGCUGGGCUCAGCAUCUUCUCCCCCAUACCCAAGUCUCCAAGUUUUCCUCUGAUCCAAGACACAGUUUUAAAAGGGAAGUUGAGUGUCCCUGAGCUGAGAGUGACCCGCCUGAUGAACCGCUCCAUCUCCUGCACCAUGAAGAACCCUAAAGGGGAGCUGUUCAGCUACCCCCCAAACAGCCAGACUGUGGCUGUCCCGGCGGCCAGGGCCCCAGCGCAGAUUACCACGAGGCAGCUGAUUGAAUUGUUUUUCUCAUCCCAGGCGGGCGGCCACUGCAAGAACAUCCCCACCUUGGAGUACGGCUUCUUAGUGCAGAUAAUGAAGUACUCAGAGCAGAGGAUCCCCACGCUCAACGAGUACUGCGUGGUCUGUGAUGAACAGCACGUCUUUCAGAACGGAUCCAUGCUGAAGCCCGCAGUGUGCACCAGGGAGCUGUGUGUGUUCUCCUUUUACACUCUGGGUGUGAUGUCCGGAGCUGCAGAGGAAGUGGCGACUGGAGCAGAGGUGGUGGACCUACUUGUGGCUAUGUGUCGAGCUGCUCUAGAGUCUCCCCGUAAGAGCAUCAUCUUUGAGCCCUACCCAUCAGUCGUUGACCCCAAUGACCCCAAGACUCUGGCCUUCAACCCAAAGAAGAAGAAUUAUGAGAGACUGCAGAAAGCUCUGGACAGCGUCAUGUCCAUCCGGGAAAUGACCCAGGGCUCAUAUCUGGAGAUCAAGAAGCAGAUGGACAAACUGGACCCUUUGGCUCAUCCGCUGCUACAGUGGAUUAUUUCCAGUAACAGGUCUCACAUCGUCAAGCUGCCUCUCAGUAGGCAACUGAAAUUCAUGCACACCUCCCACCAGUUCCUGCUGCUCAGCAGUCCCCCGGCCAAGGAGGCUCGUUUUCGCACUGCCAAGAAGCUCUACGGCAGCACCUUCGCCUUUCAUGGUUCCCAUAUAGAGAACUGGCACUCUGUUCUGAGAAAUGGACUAGUCAAUGCCUCUUAUACCAAACUGCAGCUGCAUGGUGCAGCAUAUGGAAAGGGCAUCUAUCUGAGCCCCAUCUCCAGCAUAUCUUUUGGAUACUCAGGAAUGGGGAAAGGACAGCACCGCAUGCCCACCAAAGAUGAACUGGUGCAGCGUUACAACCGCAUGAACACCAUACCACAGAGCCGACCAAUACAAUCAAGGUUUCUUCAGAGUCGAAACCUGAACUGCAUCGCUCUGUGUGAAGUAAUCACGUCUAAAGAUCUGCAGAAACAUGGAAACAUCUGGGUGUGUCCAGUAUCCGACCACGUCUGUACUCGCUUCUUUUUUGUGUAUGAGGAUGGCCAAGUAGGAGAUGCCAACAUCAACACCCAGGAGCCUAAGGUUCAGAAGGAGAUCAUGCGCGUGAUUGGGACCCAGAUCUACUCCAGCUAAUAGAGGUUCACCGGCGACGUUCACGGCUGGAUUUGUCUCUCUGGAGGAGGCACACAGGCAGGCAGACAGAUAGAGCGAAUGUUCGGGCGAGCUGACCUCAGGCCUCAUACUGAAGGCCGAGGAAGCUCUUGGGCACAUUAUUUCUAGAGUCUUUUUUUAUUUUUUUAUUUUCGCUGCUCCUCACAUCUCUUUGUUCCUCCUCUCCAAAUAGAUUAUUCCAUCCUUCGUCCGGUGUAGCCGGGUCAAAGUCGGUCCACUUUUUCUCGGUUCAUGACAUUAACGACAAAACUGUAACAGUCUGGUGGAGACAAACGCAUGGUGGUCACUGGUGUCGCGCUCCACACAUACAGUGCACACGCCCACUCUGAGAUCUUGGGUCCGCUGGGCUUUGUCCUUUCUUGUCGCACUUAUACUGAUCCUUUGGACUAAUUCUCUCAUUCUUUCUCUUUGUGAAUAUAUCUAGUGAAAAAAGAAAAAAAUCAUUUGAAACAAUAAUUAAAUCCCUUUGUGGUUGGAUGGAUUUACAUGCACAUAGAAGUGUGUUAUCUCACUGUGUUUGCGAAGGCAUUAUCUCUGAUUAGUUUAUUAAAUUUUCUUUCGACUAAUGACUUGAAUUAAGGUCUGUGACGUGGUUUAUCUGGCGGGGCAGGCUUUGCUCUGUCAUUUUGUCCUUGUCCUCUGGAUGAAGCUGCCAGAAUCGAGUAAGCGAGCUGUGUCUGGACGUCACAUAUGCUACAGGCACUUUGAUUAUCCAAUGUAAAAACCCAACAACUAACCGUUUUGUGAUUUUUCAUGACAGGAUUCAGACCGUUCUGAACAAUGAUGCAUGUUCAAAAAAAACAAAAAACGCAGCUUCUGUCUGACUGGACAGACCUGUCACAUGACAGGUUGAAUAAGAAUAUGGGUCAUGAAAUGUAGUUAUGUCUUCAUUUAGUUAUAUAUUUGUUAUAAUCAUGAAUGGGAUUAGAGCCUAUAAUGUAAAAAGGGUUCAUUCCACAGAAAAAAUGAACACCCACUGUUUUGCCGAUAUUUUGAUGUCUUUGUUCUUUGUUUUGUUUUGCCGAGGGUUGCCUGUGUUCCACUAGAUGUCACUCCGCCAUUCAUUUUGCAUAAUCAUGCACUGAAAAUAUGCCCCCGUCUUGUUAUUUUGACCAAGACGGGAUCAAAAAUCAGUUAACUUUAGAGGACACAUCUUUUCCUCUGGAUACUUUACUUUGGAAUAAAUCUCUUUGUGUAUGAACUACACUCAUUGGAUUCACAACUUUCAAAAAUUCACUGUACAGAAAAAAAACAUGGACAAUUUGACCAAACUAUCGACUGACAGUAUCCAGUCCAGGUGAGCUCACCCCCCCCCCCCCCCCCCCCCCCCCUCCCCC